AUGUCCACGUAUUUAUAUCUCAACCUCCCAGCUCAGCUCACAGAGAGGAUACGGGAGGGGCAGCAAUCGGGGACCACCGGCUACCAGCUCAAGGGCUCUGACUGUGUCUCAACCGAGACACUUGCUUGUCCCGACGAAACAAAGCUCGACGGGGAGCAUUGUGUGAGUAUUGACGCCCCGACCUGUGAGGGCGACGCACGCUUUGACGGCACCAACUGCGUUGUUACCACCCCCGAAUUUGAAACCGGCAAAUAUUUCAAUGGACCUCCACAAUGUGACAAGGGUCUCAUCUUCGACGGUACUCAGUGUGUCACCUUCGACCAUCCCACUUGCCCUCCCUUGUACAAGUGGGUCAAUGGGGAAUGUGUGAACACCGAGGUCAAGGGCUGUGAGCCAGGCUACACUCUGUGUAAUGGCAAAUGUGUCUCCGAUGUCCGACCCGAAUGUGAGCCCGGUACCAGCUUCAACGGCACCGCUUAUGUGGGUGAUGCUCCGGAGUGUCCCCCCGACACGGUCUUUGACGGUAGCGAAUGCGCCUUGGAUGAGAUUCCAGGCUGUCCUACCGGCCUCAAGUUCAACGGCAAGAAGUGUGUUGUCGAAAUCGAUCCCACUUGCCCAACCAACACCAACCACCCCCGGUGUUCUCCUAGCCAGGAGUUUAACGGAGAGCACUGUGCUUUGGUUGAUGAUGGAUGUAUGGAGUUCGAGUACUAUCCUGCCCGGUCCUUGGGGGUUGUACUGUUUGAUGGUGCAAAGAUGUAA
This is a messenger RNA of Aspergillus pseudotamarii, 762 nucleotides long. RefSeq lists its product as uncharacterized. NCBI's taxonomy places the organism in Eukaryota, Fungi, Ascomycota, Eurotiomycetes, Eurotiales, Aspergillaceae. The coding region runs from base 1 to 762 and encodes 253 amino acids. The transcript is spliced from 3 exons. The record is from RefSeq and is a predicted model, not a curated record.